AUGCAACGUAUGCAUCAUGCAUCAUCUGGACGGUACAAUUUCGGUUUUGCCGAAGUCAAUAGUCAGAAUCCAUUGGUAUCUUUUCCUCGACAAAUAUCUGGUGAUCGAGUGAAAAUACUUCACCAGCAAACUCAUGAUGCUAUUAAGAUCGCGAGUGAAUGGGACAAUGAUAAAAGUCGAAAUAGAAAUGAGCAGAAUUUAAAUCCUAUUAUCCAUUUAAAUGUUACUUGUGAUCGAUGUUCUAUGUCACCAAUAGAAGGCGAUCGUUAUAAAUGUUUAUUUUGUCCAGAUAUUGAUUUUUGUCAAUCGUGUAAAUCUGUUAACAAAACAAAUACGAAUUUCAAUCAUUUAUCAAAUCAUCCAUUAUUAUGUAUUAAAAAUUCAAAUGAAUAUUCUCAGUCAGUCUACGUACUUAAUCGUAAUCAAUUAUGUCAUGAGAAAAUUCAAUGUAAUUUAUGUUUUACGAAACCAAUUAUUGGUAUUCGUUACGAAUGCUCUUGUGGAAUAAAUCUAUGCGAAAAAUGUGAAUUUAUUGGUUUACAUGAUCAAAAUCAUCAUCGUACAAAAAUAACUACACCAAAAUAA
This is a messenger RNA of Adineta steineri, 585 nucleotides long. NCBI's taxonomy places the organism in Eukaryota, Metazoa, Rotifera, Eurotatoria, Adinetida, Adinetidae. The record is from the annotation of a GenBank genome assembly.